Vitis riparia (riverbank grape) is the source of this 2838-nucleotide messenger RNA. Its product is annotated as SPX domain-containing membrane protein At4g22990-like. The transcript has 11 exons. Gene Ontology annotation, molecular function: transmembrane transporter activity. The record is from RefSeq and is a predicted model, not a curated record. Gene Ontology annotation, biological process: transmembrane phosphate ion transport from cytosol to vacuole. NCBI's taxonomy places the organism in Eukaryota, Viridiplantae, Streptophyta, Magnoliopsida, Vitales, Vitaceae. Bases 451 to 2544 code for a protein of 697 amino acids. Gene Ontology annotation, cellular component: plant-type vacuole membrane.
UUUUUGAGAAUAAUUAUUUGGGAUCCGUCGUCAUUUCUGACACGAGACUGUUCCGUAGAAAGCUCGUCUGAGUUCUACCAUUUUUAUCUCUCUGCAAAUUCGUAGAUUCGAUUAAUAGAUUUCCACCGUUCGGUUUUCGCAAAUCCAAUCUGAGCAGAACAGGCUGCUGUGCUUACCUUUGAUUCCGGGUUUGUGUGAAUUUCGAAAUUCGGUUUGUAUCCGAAUCCUCAAAGAUCCGAUUUCCGUGUAGUACAGAGAUUCCGAGCUUUUUCGAUCUCGCGUCGUUUUAUCGGUGAUUUGGUUCUGGCUUUGGUCUCCUGUUUUAUUUUUUGAGGCUUUACGCUUUGGAUGCGUCAUUGUUUACGUGUUCGUUGAUGGUCAUCUAAGUUUCUUCCGAAGCGAUAAUUGACAUUCGAGCGAAGGUCUUGAAAUCUUCUUUGUAGGUGAGAGAUGGUUGCCUUUGGGAAAAAGCUGAAAGAAAGACAAAUCCUGGAAUGGCAAGGGUAUUACAUCAACUACAAAUUGAUGAAGAAGAAAGUAAAACAAUAUGUUCAACAAAUUGAAGGUGGAACACAAAAUCGCCGUCAUGUUCUUAAGGACUUCUCUAGAAUGCUGGAUACUCAGAUUGAAAAGAUUGUCCUCUUUCUGUUGGAACAACAAGGGCUACUAGCAAGCAGGAUAGCCAAGCUUGGAGAACAACAUGAUACUCUUCAGCAGCAGCCAGAUAUUUCUCAAAUAUCUGAACUACGAGAAGCUUAUAGAGCAGUGGGACGAGAUCUGUUAAAGCUUCUUUUUUUUGUUGAGAUAAAUGCUAUUGGUUUGCGAAAGAUCCUGAAGAAGUUUGAUAAACGCUUCGGCUAUAGAUUCACUGAUUACUAUGUUAAAACCCGUGCUAAUCAUCCUUAUUCCCAGUUGCAGCAAGUGUUCAAGCAUGUGGGAGUAGGGGCUGUUGUGGGAGCCAUAUCUCGCAAUCUUGGAGAUCUUCAGGACCGUCAAGGAAGUUACUUAUCAAUUUAUGAUCAACCUGCCCUUCCUUUCCAGGAUCCUGUGAUUGAUUCAAUAAAAGCAGCCGUAGACAGGUUAACACACUCAACAAACUUCCUUCACUUUUUGGCCCAACAUGCACUUAUUAUGCAAGAAGAGUUACCUACUGCUGUUGAGGAGCAUGUCGACGAUCAGAAAUACCAUUUUAUGUCACUUCUGUUAAACUUGGCAAAUACAUUUCUUUAUAUGGUCAAUACGUAUAUUGUUGUCCCAACAGCGGAUAACUACUCCAUGAGCCUUGGAGCUGCAGCAACAGUUUGUGGUGUUGUGAUUGGGGCAAUGGCUGUUGCUCAAGUGUUCUCUUCGGUGUAUUUUAGUGCUUGGUCAAAUAAAUCAUACUACAGACCUCUUAUAUUCAGCAGUAUUGUUCUCUUUGUGGGAAAUACCAUGUAUGCACUGGCUUAUGACCUUGAUUCAAUAGUGGUUCUCCUACUUGGUCGUCUUUUCUGUGGAUUGGGCUCUGCUAGAGCUGUUAAUCGACGGUAUAUCAGUGAUUGUGUACCACUAAAAGUUCGCAUGCAGGCUUCUGCAGGUUUUGUUAGUGCCAGUGCUCUUGGAAUGGCAUGUGGUCCUGCUCUUGGUGGAUUGCUUCAAAUUAAUUUCAAGAUCUACAAGAUCACAUUUAACGAAGACACUUUGCCUGGUUGGGUUAUGGCUGUGGCAUGGCUGGUUUAUUUAAUUUGGCUAUGGAUCUCAUUUAAAGAGCCUGUUCGCGAGACCCAAGAGAGCAAUAUUCAGCAGGAAUCUAAUGCUGAACCAGUAGAGAAUGCACUUGAAAAGGGUCUAGCUCAACCAUUGCUCUUAAGUUCAGAAGACAAGCAAGAAGAUGAAGAUGGUGACCAAGACAUUGAUGUGAGUGAAGAAGCUCCUGAGGAGUCUCGUGGGCCAGCCACUUCUAUUGGUUCAGCAUAUAGAUUACUUACUACCUCUGUAAAGGUUCAACUAUUGAUUUAUUUCAUGCUCAAAUAUGCAAUAGAGAUUUUACUCUCAGAAUCAAGUGUUGUUACCACAUAUUACUUCAAUUGGUCCACGAGCACAGUGGCAAUCUUUCUUGCAUGUCUUGGCCUAACAGUUCUUCCAGUAAACAUUGCUGUUGGAAGCUACAUAAGCAACAUGUUUGAGGAUAGGCAAAUUUUACUGGCAUCUGAAAUAAUGGUUCUCAUUGGCAUACUCCUAAGCUUCAACAUAAUAAUUCCAUACUCUGUUCCACAAUAUGUCUGCUCAGGACUCAUCAUGUUUGUUUCUGCUGAAGUCCUUGAAGGUGUCAAUCUGGCACUCCUCUCUCGGGUUAUGUCAUCAAGGCUUUCUCGUGGAACCUACAAUGGUGGACUGCUUUCAACUGAAGCUGGGACAGUCGCUCGAGUAAUUGCAGAUGGCACAAUAACCUUAGUUGGUUACUUGGGUGAGAGUAAGCUACUGAAUAUCACCCUACUUCCUUCACUUCUCAUCUGCAUAUCCUCCAUCAUUGCUACCUUCUUUACCUACAACUCUCUCUAUUAAUUCAUUUCUCUUGCAUCAAAAGAUGUAGUGUCUCCAAAUCCAUUCCAUUUCCCUCAGUAUUUCUCAGGUAUUCUUUGCUAUAUAAUUUUUCUUUUCUUUUCUGUUUGGUCCUGGAUGCAUGCUGUAUAAUAUGCGAAAACUAGCUCCUUCAUUCCCAAUUGGAUUUUCAUAAUUUUUUGAGCCUCCAGUGAAGAGGUCCUCUGUAUUGCAAGUUCAGCAACCUUUUCCAUUCUUUUGUUGUUGAUUCAGUAUAUCAUCAAUUACUAAUACAUCCUGCCCCUUCUAGUUGAAUUA